AUGCUGGCCGCCGCUUCGAGGAGAGCGCCGGCGGCAGCAGCCGGUGGUGUCGUGCGGAGAAGUGUCGUCCACGCCGCGGCGCAGCGACAGCAGCGACGAUGUUUGGCUACUGAAGGAUUGAGCAUACGCACAGGUCCAAGCGAGCCCCCUCUGUAUCAAGGCACUAUCCCUGAUCACUUCGCCGCCACCGUCUCCCAGCACGGCGACCGCCCCGCCGUCAUCGCGCGCUCGCCGCCGUCGCCGUCGUCGCACGAGACGGCGCUCAGCUACUACGAGCUGGACCUCCUCUCCAACCGUCUCGCCUCGUCGCUCACCUCCCUCGGCGUCAGCAAGGGCGACCGCGUCGCCGUCUCCCUCGGCAACGGCGCCGAGUUUGCCGCCCUCACCUACGCCCUCUUCAAGCUCGGCGCCGUGCUCGUGCCGCUGAACCCGAGCUUCAACGCCGCGCAGGUCGCCGCCGCGCUGCGCCACCUCUCCGUCGAGGUCCUCGUCAUCGGCGCCGUCACCGACGCCGCCUACCGCCCGGGCAGGGGCCGCAGCAACGAGGACCUCCUCGCGCAGCUCGCCGGCGGCGACCUGCAGGGCGGCAAGAUUGCCAACCCCGACGUCCCGAGCCUGGCCAAGAUGCUCGUCGUCGACAACCGCGUCAGCCACCCGGGGACAAGGUUCAACCUCGACGCGUGCCGGCGCGUGCUGACGCCGUACCGCAACCUGCUCGAGGGCUCGGACCGGCCUGUCAAGCCGUCGGCGCCGCUGGACCCGGCCGACGUCAUCAACAUCCAGUUCACGUCGGGCACGACGUCGAUGCCGAAAGCCGCGCAGCUCACGCACACGGGCAUCCUCAACAACGGCAUCCUCAUCGCCGACCGCAUGGGCCUCGACCCCUCGGACCGCGUCGUCGUGCCGCCGCCGCUCUUCCACUGCUUCGGCUCCGUGCUCGGCUACAUGGCGACGGCCACGACGGGCGCCGCCAUCCUCUUCCCCAGCCCGGCGUUUGACCCCGUCGCGACGCUGCGCAUGUGCGUCGACCACGACGCCACGGGGCUCUACGGCGUCAGCACCAUGAUCGUCGCCGUCCUCGAGGCGCUCGAGUCCGGGACCGUCGUCCCCCGCCCGCCGCAGCACCUCCGCAAGGGCAUCGUCGCCGGCAGCUCUGCGCCUGAGUCCCUCAUGCGCGAGAUCUACGACCGCAUCGGCCUGCAGGACCUCGUCAUCUGCUACGGCAUGACCGAGACGAGCCCCGUCAGCUGCAUGACGCGGCCCUCCGACUCGCUCUCGCUGCGCUGCGCCUCGGUUGGCACCCCCAUGCCGCACACCGCCGUCAAGAUUGUCGACCCGCUCGACCGCUCCCGCGUCGUCCCCGUCGGCGAGCGCGGCGAGCUCGCCGCCGCCGGCUACCUCGUCAUGAAGGGCUACUACGGCGACGCCGAGCGCACGGCCGAGGUGCGCGUGCCCGAGGACGACGGCAGCGUCUGGCUGUACUCGGGCGACGAGGCGGAGAUGGACGCCGAGGGCUACGUCAAGAUCACCGGCCGCAUCAAGGACCUCAUCAUCCGCGGCGGCGAGAACAUCCAUCCGCUCGAGAUUGAAAACUGCCUUUUCCAGCUGCCCGGCGUCAAGGAGGCAAGCGUCGUCGGCCUGCCCGACGACAAGCUCGGCGAGUGCGUCGCCGCGUUUGUCAUCCCCAAGCACGAGUGGACCGUCGACGGUGUCAACACGGCAGCGGCGCAGGCGGCCAAGACGCAGCAAGCCGGUGGCGGCGGUGCCGGGGAGAACGUGCUGACGAGGGGGGCAGUCAGGAAUUGGGUGCGGACCAAGCUGUCGAGCCACCUGGUGCCGAAAUACAUAUUCUGGGUCGACGAGUACCCCAAGACGGCGAGCGGCAAGAUUCAAAAGUUCAAGCUACAAGAACAAGCCAAGACGCUGCUGGAAGGACAGUAG
Messenger RNA from Akanthomyces muscarius, 1941 nucleotides. RefSeq lists its product as uncharacterized. Gene Ontology annotation, biological process: fatty acid metabolic process. The record is from RefSeq and is a predicted model, not a curated record. Gene Ontology annotation, molecular function: medium-chain fatty acid-CoA ligase activity. The transcript is spliced from 2 exons. NCBI's taxonomy places the organism in Eukaryota, Fungi, Ascomycota, Sordariomycetes, Hypocreales, Cordycipitaceae. Bases 1 to 1941 code for a protein of 646 amino acids.